AUGCGUACUCCUAGAAUAGCCAUUCUCGUUCUCUUCUUCGCCGCUUCGCUCUUCCUCUUCUGCCGGUCCAUUUCCUCACUGGCUCGUUCUUCCUCCGCUUCCUCCUCCUCUCCCGUCAUCGCCGCCCCAGUCGCCGUACCGCGAUCACGAUUCACCAGUUUCUUCUCCUUCACAGCGCCCUUUUCCAUUUUCCAGCCGAAUGCCGCCAUCAGUCUGACCGAUGACAACAGCACUUCCUUUGUCGCUCGCCCUGCUGCAUUUGGCCCCAACCUGCCCAAUAAAGGCUUGAGCGGUCAGCUAUGGAUCGGCAGUGGUUUCGCCGACGAUAAUCUCCAGGAGGGCGAGGACGAGGGUGAGUUGGGAUGCAGUGACAUCCCCGGUUGGGACGAUGGCAAGGCCAACGCCGUCCUCAAGACUGCCACCAAGGGCAUGUCCAAGUCCUCCAACAAGGCUGCUGCUGCUGCCGGCAAGCCUGGUCACCACAAGCGCGACAAGACCGACAAGGACGCCGUGCCCGACGCCGUGGGUGUCCCCGUCACCCGCCUCAGGUCCAAGAUUCGCCCAGCCGACGACGGCACCGACGACUACCUCCACCAAGGCCUCGCCCGGAAGCCCCAGCCCAACCACGAUAGCGCCCUGUCCACCGAGUCGACCCAUGCCGAUAUCCAAUCGAUACAAGAGGCUGCGGAGAUCGCCGGGAAGAUCGUGCUGCUCAGUCGCGGUGGCUGCGGUUUCUUGGAAAAGGUCAAGUGGGCGCAGCGACGUGGUGCCAUGGCCCUCAUUGUGGGCGAUAACACAAAGGGGGGUCCCUUGAUCCAGAUGUUUGCGAGGGGCGAUACCUCCAACGUAUCCAUUCCCUCCGUCUUCACCACCCGGACCACGGCGCACUUGCUGUCGUCGCUGACGCAACCGGGCAGCUUCAUCGAAGACACUCUCGACGAGCACGGCCGCCCGGCCCUCAAGGUGCUGCAAUCCGACGCAGGGAGCCGGAAGAACAGGAAGAACAAACCGAAGGUUGCGGCGACGACGCCGAUGCCGACCCCCAAGGCCACGGCAACGCCCAAGGCCAAGGCUGCCGCAAAGGGAAAGCCGGCCAAGGCCGAGCACAAGGCAGCCAAGCCCCGCACCAGCCUGUUCCGAUGGCUUUUUAGCUGGGGCCGCAGUUCACGAUCCGGCGACAGCAUCCAGCCCCCGAGCAGCGGUCGCCAUAACUGGGUGCUCGUUGACGACUGGAGCGAGGAGAAGGACAGGGUCAUCCGAGACGGUCUCGGCAAGGCCGCCAAGAGGGGCAAAGGCAAGGUUCCCGACGCUCGCAAGAGCGAAGACACGUUCCAAAUCGGUGUCCAGGACUGGCGGGAUCCCGACUUGGUGGAUGCCCCCAGCUCCAAAGACAAGACCGAGGGCGCAGCCAAGGAGCAGCAGGUCGGCAAGCCCGGCAGCACCGCAAAAAGUGGCAAGGACGUCACCGGCCCCAAGGGCGGAAGCAUCACUCCCGGAAGCGGCGAGUACAACCCCGAUUUGCCGCCCGUUGAGACCGAGGGAUCCACCUCCGGAAAGGAGACCACAGCCCACGGAGGUAUCAUGUCCAAGAUUUUUGGAGAAGACGAUGGCGCCGACUUCUCCAAGGAGGACAAGCCUAAGGAUCCCCCACGCCCCGAGGAGCCCAUUCCCGACGAUGGCGAUAACGACAACGGCAACGAGCCUAUUGGCCACGAUGGUCUCUGGGUUACGAUUACGCCUUCAAGCAGCUCCAGCCCCUUCUUCGAUACUCUGCUGGUGCUUGUCAUCAGCCCUCUGAUCACUCUGAGCGUCGUCUAUGCCUUGCUGAUCCUCCGCGCGCGCAUUCGUAGAAGACGCUGGAGGGCACCCAAGUCGGUCGUCGAGCGUUUGCCUGUUCGCACAUAUCACACCGUCGCGGCGUCACCUGUUCCCUCGCCAAGAAUCCCGUCACCGACGAGCCCAACACCCACUACGCCUUUGCUACAGCAGACGCCCUCCCGACCACGGCCUCGUUCUAGAACGACGACGGGCAUCCCUGAGUCGGAGAGUUUGCUGUCUGUCAACUCGGCACUGCAAAUGCCCAGGUCGCCACUGCGGACAGAGCACGAGAAGGCAAAUGGCAGCUACUCGAGUGAGUGGAAGAAGUACAUGGGCAGACAGGUCGAAUGCGUGGUUUGUUUGGAGGAGUACGUUGAAGGCGUCAGCCGCGUCAUGAGCUUGCCCUGUGGCCACGAAUUCCACGCAGAGUGCAUCACGCCUUGGCUGACGACGCGCCGCCGCACAUGCCCCAUCUGCAAGGGUGACGUUGUCCGCUCUCUUGCACGCGGCUCUCCCUCUAGCCCCCGCUAUGAACCGUAUCACGACGACUCUGACGACGAGGUGGAAGCUGAGGCGUCCGGUUCGCGAGACAGAGACGAGGACGUGGAGCAGGGUGGAAUCCUCUCGCCCGCGCCCAGGGGACGCCAGACCCGGCCCGACGGAUGGUUGGGGAUGUUAUCUGGUAGCUUUGGAGCGUCGUCCCGCGCCAGUCGAUCGUCGCAGGAUGAUCGUAACCGGUGA
Colletotrichum tamarilloi is the source of this 2559-nucleotide messenger RNA. RefSeq lists its product as uncharacterized. The record is from RefSeq and is a predicted model, not a curated record. The coding region runs from base 1 to 2559 and encodes 852 amino acids. Gene Ontology annotation, molecular function: ubiquitin protein ligase activity. Lineage: Eukaryota; Fungi; Ascomycota; Sordariomycetes; Glomerellales; Glomerellaceae. The transcript has 2 exons. Gene Ontology annotation, biological process: ubiquitin-dependent protein catabolic process.